AUGGCGGCGCUCGGCCGGCCGUUUAGCGGCCUUCCCCUGAGCGGUGGCUCGGACUUCCUGCAGCCGCCGCCGGCCUUCGCCGGUCGGGCCUUCCCGCCGGGGACGGAGGGCGCCGAGCUGGUCCCGCGGCCGGGACUUCGCGCCACCCCGAGCAGCUCAGGCGGGAGCGCGGCGCGCGGACGUAUUUCAGCUCACUCUAGAAAGAAACACAAGCGAGAGGAGGAGGAGGAGGAUUGUCCAGUAAGAAAGAAAAGGCUAACUGAAGCAGGGCUCUGUGCUGGUCCUAAUGACUGGAUUCUUUGUGCACUUCAGGAUACAGAGGGUCAUGGAGUAAAUCCGUGCACUGGUGGCCUUUCUGCACCUGGCCUGUUAGAUGUUAUUUGUGAAGAGAUGGAUCAGACAACGGGGGAACCACAGUGUGAAGUUGCCCGAAGGAGGCUUCAGGAAAUUGAGGACAGAAUAAUUGACGAAGAUGAAGAAGUUGAAGCUGACAGAAAUAUUAAUCGUCUCCCCAGCCUUGUCCUUUCUGAUACCAUGAAAACAGGUUUAAAGAGGGAAUUUGAUGAAAUCUUUACAAAGAAAAUGAUUGAGUCCAUGAGCCGUCCUUCCAUGGGGCUUGUGCUCUGGAAACCUCUCCCUGGACUCCUUUCUGAUAAGCCAAAGCCGUCAUCUGAUGCUAAGAACUACCCAGGAGAGAGCCCAACUAAGCACGCAGCUGCUGGCACUGCGUUUCCUCAGAGAACUGAACUGUUCUUGGAACCUCGGCCAACAGGGUUGCCUGUUCACAAUAGUUUGGAGACAGCUGCUUGCACAGAAGAGGAGAUGGAACUCUAGAAACCAGUUUCUACACUAAAGUUGUCAUGUUGCAGAGGCUUAUGUGUUCAGUCAUGAGCCUGCUUGUACAGUAUAGGGACUUGAAAGUUUUGAAACGGGUGUAAUACCUCCACCUGUGAUUUGGGGUGGGACUCUGAUUUUGGGUAGCCAUUUCUUGAAAUUCAACUUCUUGCCAAGGAAACUGGUCUCAAGGGAAAAGCAGUUUUCUAGGGGGCUUAUUAAAGCAAUGUGAGAGUACAUUCUGCAGAGUCAAGUAUAGAAGCUGUAUGUGACUUUUAAGUCAUCUGUCACAUUGUCUCAGUCAUUCAGAUACUUGGAGAAUAUUCAGACACUUGGGUUGAAAAAGAUGCAUUAAAAAAAAAGAGUGCUCUCCCUACUACAAGUGUGCCCUGACGGUUGAGCCACAAUUUCAUCUUCAGAUAAAUGAGCUCUGUUUAUAAUGGUGACUAGAUAUUACUGGGGAAGAGGAAGAUGACAGUAGCUUAGGCCUAUUGCUGGGGAAUUUAA
This is a messenger RNA of Dama dama (fallow deer), 1341 nucleotides long. RefSeq names its product coiled-coil domain-containing protein 117-like. Bases 1 to 834 code for a protein of 277 amino acids. The record is from RefSeq and is a predicted model, not a curated record. The transcript has a single exon. NCBI's taxonomy places the organism in Eukaryota, Metazoa, Chordata, Mammalia, Artiodactyla, Cervidae.